Molecule: messenger RNA, 2733 nt
Organism: Magallana angulata
Lineage: Eukaryota; Metazoa; Mollusca; Bivalvia; Ostreida; Ostreidae
Product: choline transporter-like protein 1
Exons: 19
Coding region: 262-2205 (647 amino acids)
Biological process (GO): transmembrane transport
Cellular component (GO): membrane
Molecular function (GO): transmembrane transporter activity
Source: RefSeq, a predicted model, not a curated record
AAAGGAUAUGUUGAUAUAUGACCGAAUCUACAUUGCAAAUGACAGGCAUCAGUCCGGCGGAAUCGAUAAACGAGAGUAACCUGCGGGUCGAUUCUGCCAUGACAACUGAAGCUCACCUAUGCGAAUUCUAUGACGUAAUGCGACAUGGCGAGGAGAUUCAUUCUUAAUUAUAAAGGUUUAUUGGAGAUGCACCGAUUCCCGGCCCCGCUGCUCCAGGGUUUAAUUCUCUAGACAGCGGCCCCCGAUGACCCCACAUCUGUGAUGGGAUGUUUCGGGGAGAGCCACCGGGUGGCACCCUAUAAGGGUUCCGGGGGUGCGGCCCCGGAAUUCUGUGGGCCCCUCCAGAAGAGGUCGUGCCGUGACGUUGUGUGCCUGCUGGUGUUUGUGUGUAUGCUGGGAGGGACGGGGUACGGGACUUACCUGGCCUUUUACCUGGGGAACCCGGAUAGACUUAUCUACGGCGUGGACAGUUGGGGCAACGUCUGUGGUCAGCGAAACGGGCGGAUAGAGGGCGUGUCAAGGUCGGGGGAGGACUGCUCGGACAGGCGAAAUCUGUUUUUCUACGACAAGUCAAUAUUUGUCAACUACAUCCCUGGCUCUCACGUUUCCGUUGAUACGGUAGCUGUUUGCGUGAAGAGCUGUCCCACCAAAUCCCAGACAAAUGUGGCGGAUCUACAAACAUUCUUCAAUGACACGGGGACGAGCCUAUGUUGGUAUGACAUCCCGCGAGACUCAUUUUUUGACGGGAAUUCCAAUGGCCUUGACAAAUGUCCUAACCUACCGAUAGAAGCCCAAGAGUCAUUUCUGUUCCGGUGUAUACCCAAGUCUUUCAAUCAACCCUUUGAAAUUCUGACUGGGGCCAUUAAUGACAUCCUUAACAAAAUAGACCCCAAUUUCACAGAGAAAUGUGUGUCCGACCUCCAGAAAACCUGGCAGGAGAUCUGUUACCUGUCGGCUACAGCACUCGGUGUAUCGAUGUCUAUCGUGAUUCUGUUACGAUUUAUCGCCGGGAUCGUGAUCUGGUUGAUGGUCCUGUUACUGGGGAUGGGCAGUGUCGUGGGCACGGCUCUUUGCUGGUAUCAUUACUACGAACUGAAGGGAAACUCCAGUCAGGAGGAAGAGAGGAAUUGGCUGAUUGGCUCCAUCGUCGCUACUGUUGUCAUGGUGAUCGUGAUUCUGGUUUUGCUGGUAAUGCGGAAAAGAAUCGGUUUGGUCGUCCAGUUAUUUAAAGAAGCGGGUCACGUGGUUUCCAGUGUCCCGUUUUUGCUGCUGCUGCCGUUGUGGACAAUCAUCUGCUUUCUGGGAUUUUUAGCUUUGCUCUCCUAUAUCUUCUUAGCGGUGGAAUCUGCUGGCCAGAUAAACAUAUCAAACACAACGGGCUUUGUAUCUUUUGAAAAGGAUCAACCCUUGAAGAUCUUUCGUUGGUACCACCUGAUAGCCAGUGUCUGGAUCCUCCAGUUUAUCUUGGCCUGUGAGAGGAUCGUCAUGGCGGGGGCUGUAGCUAUCUGGUAUUUCCAGAGAGAUUCCGGAAUGCCAGUUUUUCCCAUCCUGUUGUCCAUCCGACGACUGGUCAGGUACCACCUUGGAUCCGCCGCCUUUGGAUCUUUUAUCAUCACCCUUCUGGUCGUUGUCAACUGGAUUCUUGGUUUCAUCCAUAAAAGAGUAAAGAACAGCACAGGUUCCGUAGGAGAUUUCCUGAUGAAGUGCCUCCGUUGUUGUUUCUGGUGCUUCGAGAACGCCAUAAGAUUCAUCAAUAGCAACGCCUACAUCGAGAUAGCCAUUAUUGGAGAGGGCUUCUGCAGCUCCGCCCAGCGGGCGCUCAAGAUCAUCGUUUCUAACUCUCUCCGCCUGGCCGCCAUCAACUCGAUAGGCGACUUUACGUUAUUCCUCGGCAAGGUCGGCACCGUCGCCGUGGUAGCAGUGGUUGGCAUAGAAAUAUUGGCAACGAGAUCGGACGUCAUAUACCCAUGGUUACCGAUCACAUUGUCCUGUAUAAUAGCUUUCAUCAUCGCCAGCUGUCUGAUUGGAGUGUACGAGCUUUGCAUCGACACCAUCUUCAUCUGUUUCUGCGAGGACUGCGAAAGAAAUGACGGAGUGGAGAAGCCCUAUUACAUGAGCACAGGGUUGCUGAAAUUUGUCACUGGAGCUCACAGUGCAAAAAAUAUAGAGGUCAAACGUAUUCACUUAAAAACUGAAGCCACGUGAUUAAUGACGUCACUUUCUAGAUAAACAACCACCGUCUUAUGUGGUUGCUUCACCAGCAACCAUGCUGUGCAUUUGAGUGUUCGGUUAGUGGUUUGUGACAACUGCUGUCGAAACCGAGGAGAUGGAAAUAGAACUUUAAAGAAGAAUGAAAAUCUGAUGCGUCUUGGAUAACUCUCUUAUUCUCAAUCUACCAUUUUCUUAUGAAGUGUAUACAACAGAAAUCAACCAGACUCUACUCUUUGUUAUAUAUUUGUGUAGUUUUAAUCUGAGUCUGUGUUUAAUUGUUACGGUGUAUGUUAAUCUGAGUCUGUGUUUAUUUGUUACGGUGUAUCUUAAUCUGAGUCUGUGUUUAUUUGUUACGGUGUAUAUUACUCCAAGUCUGUGUUUAUUUGUUACGGUGUAUGUUAAUCUGAGUCUGUGUUUAUUUGUUACGGUGUAUAUUACUCCAAGUCUGUGUUUAUUUGUUACGGUGUAUGUUAAUCUGAGUCUGUGUUUAUUUGUUACAGUGUAUGUUAAUCUGAGUCUGUG